Molecule: messenger RNA, 1827 nt
Organism: Daldinia childiae
Lineage: Eukaryota; Fungi; Ascomycota; Sordariomycetes; Xylariales; Hypoxylaceae
Product: putative cysteine-tRNA ligase
Exons: 4
Coding region: 1-1827 (608 amino acids)
Biological process (GO): cysteinyl-tRNA aminoacylation
Cellular component (GO): cytoplasm
Molecular function (GO): ATP binding; cysteine-tRNA ligase activity
Source: RefSeq, a predicted model, not a curated record
AUGUCUUCCACGAUCCGAGUUCAUAACUCUCUAAAACCAGGAGGGCCAGUACCUUUUGUUCCAAUUGAGAAAGGAAAGAUCUCCUGGUAUGCCUGUGGUCCGACUGUCUACGAUCAGAGCCAUUUAGGUCAUGCGCGCAAUUAUGUCUCGACCGAUAUUAUACGACGUAUCCUGUUGCACUACUUUGGAUUCGACGUCAAGUUCGUUAUGAACUUCACAGAUGUAGACGAUAAGAUAAUAAAAGCCCGAAGACAACGCUUGCUCGACCUUGAAAAACAAAAGAACUACACAGACGACGAGACCAUAGAAUUAGCGAAAGCUGCGUUCCGAGCAUAUGCAAAGAGCAAUCUCCCUAAGCUUCUCGAAGGCGAGGGAGAAGGCAAGCCAGGAGACGCCGAGGCAAAACUGAAGAUGCACAUAAGCAAUAUGACCACCGCGGUUAUUGCUAUCGGUGGUAACCAGGUAUUCGGGGGUGCCGACGAGAUCUUACUACCGUAUCUGGAUUCCUUAUACAAGGAAACCAUUGAUACAAGCGAUCAGUCAAUCUUCACCGAUCUAACCAAGUUUAUGGAGGGCGAAUUUACUGACGAUAUGGAUGCUCUAAACGUACUUCGCCCUGAUGUAGUCACGCGAGUUACCGAAUAUGUGCCUCAAAUCGCUAAGUUCGUUGAAAAGGUUGUCGAAAAGGGUUAUGCGUACGAAGCUGAGGGAUCCGUCUACUUCGAUAUUACAGCGUUUGAGAAGGCGGGAAAUACGUAUGCGAGAUUACGACCGGAUAGUCGCAAUGAUAAGGCACUGCAAGAAGAAGGCGAGGGCUCCCUAUCUAAGAGCCUCGGCGGGAAGAAAGGUGCCGGUGAUUUUGCACUGUGGAAGAAGUCCAAACCAGGUGAACCGUACUGGCCAAGCAAAUGGGGCAAUGGACGGCCAGGAUGGCAUAUUGAAUGCUCAGUGAUGGCGUCCGAUGUUCUGGGUUCGCGUAUGGACCUUCAUAGUGGUGGUAUCGAUCUGGCAUUUCCGCAUCACGACAAUGAACUAGCCCAAAGCGAGGCGUAUUUCUGCGAACACGGUCAUGAGCAUACUUGGGUCAACUAUUUCCUGCACAUGGGCCACUUAUCGAUUUCCGGGUCGAAAAUGUCCAAAUCCCUCAAGAAUUUUCAGACAAUCAAGGAUGCAUUAGCAUCAACAUAUACAGCACGGUCAAUGCGUAUAGUAUUCCUUCUCGGUAGAUGGAACGACGGCGUUGAAAUAUCGCCGGACAUGAGAACUCAAGCGGACAGCUGGGAAAGCCUGGUCAAUAACUUUUUCACAAACACAAAAUCGCUUCUGGCCGAAGCAGCCGGCUCUUCAACGACUGUGGAUAGCGGUGUGAAGGCACUCUCGAUUGAUGAUAAAUCCCAAGAAGGCUUAGGAGCCGAUUUAGAGCAAGCCAAGAAAGAGGUUGAAGAAGCCUUUACUAACUCUUUUGAUACGCCACAAGUCUUACGAGCAAUAGCGGAAGUCAUUCGAAAAGUCAACGUUCAUAUCAACGCCCAGAAGUCUAAUGUGGACCUGCCGGCAGUUGAAGCAAUUGCAAGGUGGAUUACCAAGAUAGUUGGCAUUCUUGGUCUCGACGCGAAUGCGAGCCCUCCUUAUGAAGGUCUCGGUUGGGUUUCUGCCGCCGCGGCGACUAACCAAGACCCGAAAAUAGCCGUGCAGCCAUAUAAGACUGUAUAUGAGACAAUCUAUUCCGACGUGCGGGCUCUGAAGCUCCCUUCCUCUGAAACUAUCACCAAUCUUCUCUCACAAUCACCGGAUCCGGAGUUUGAUUCUUUAGCCUGCUGGAACUAG